AUGAUGCAAGUCUGGCUACUCCCUGCAAACUUGACGCUGCCAGCGGAUACGUUAGCCGCGCCAGAGGCGGAUGUGCAGCGAUUAGUGUGGGCUGUAGCCGGAAUUUUCGUUGCCGCUUCUGUCGUGUCGUCCGCACUGCUGAUCCGAGGCCACCUGAACCACUUUACACAGCCGAUUGUUCAGAGCAAGAUUAUCGGGAUUUUAUGGAUUGUGCCGAUUUAUGCGACGGACUCGUGGCUAUCACUGCGGUUCAAGGAUGCGGCAUUAUAUCUGGAUUUAAUGCGCGACUCGUACGAAGGUUACGUGAUCUACUUGUUUCUGGCACUCCUGAUUGCGUACUUGGGAGAAGGCAGUAAUGAACAAGUGAUUCGGACGAUGCGCAGCUUACCAGCUGUGGCCCAUUUAUGGCCUUUCAACAAAUGGCUCCAUCCGAUUGACAUGGGACCGAGUUUUCUGAAAGACUGCAAGAUGGCGACCAUGCAGUUUGUGGUAAUGAAACCCCUGAUGGCGUUUCUAGCAAUUGUGCUGCAGCUCAGUGGACUGUAUGAGCAAGGCAACUUCAGUGCCACGAACGGGUAUUUGUACACGAGUUUGGUCGUCAAUGCUUCCAUCACGUACGCGUUUUACUACCUUGUGCUCUUUUACUUGGCGUUAGGGACGCAGUUGGCGCCGUACAACCCCGUGCCAAAGUUUCUGUGCAUCAAAGCAGUGCUCUUUCUCUCCUUCUGGCAGAGUGUGGUGCUCGCGUUUCUCUCGCGCUUUCAGAUCAUUCACGAGCUUGGGUCGUGGAGUGUGGAAAAUGUCACGACUGGUAUUCAGAACCUGCUCAUCUGCUUCGAGAUGUUCUUUGUUGCGCUGGCACACCAGCAUGCGUUUCCCUAUAACCCGUACGUGCAUGGAGACCCGGCGCUACGAACGAACAUCUUGGCGGAUCACCUGGCUUUGGAAGAUGCCAUGCGCGACUUUAACGAGGUCAUGCCAGUGGUGUUACCGACGCCGUUCAAACCUGGUGCAGCUUCAUUGAAGGCAACGAAGAAAAAGUACGACGACUUAGCCCACUCGGAAGAUCGUAUCGCUUCGGAGACUGUGGGGCUUCUGAGCGCUGAAAGGGCAAUUUCUGAUGCCGGAAGCGAGUCUUCUUUGGGGUCUAGAGAUUCUCGAGGUUCAAGCACGGGAAGGAAACAAAUCUUGCGCGGUUGGAAGCUGUAG
Peronospora matthiolae is the source of this 1209-nucleotide messenger RNA. The record is from the annotation of a GenBank genome assembly. Lineage: Eukaryota; Oomycota; Peronosporomycetes; Peronosporales; Peronosporaceae.